Messenger RNA from Thrips palmi, 6915 nucleotides. RefSeq lists its product as uncharacterized. Bases 396 to 4193 code for a protein of 1265 amino acids. Gene Ontology annotation, biological process: protein phosphorylation. NCBI's taxonomy places the organism in Eukaryota, Metazoa, Arthropoda, Insecta, Thysanoptera, Thripidae. The record is from RefSeq and is a predicted model, not a curated record. The transcript is spliced from 14 exons. Gene Ontology annotation, molecular function: JUN kinase kinase kinase activity; protein binding; ATP binding.
GGCCUUGGAGUUCGCAAAUGCAAAUGGACGACAAGCAACCUUCCUGAACAAACCUCUACGUUUCAAUCAUGGCGAAGUUGUGCAGUAGCAGCAGGUUACGAUGAUGCCUUGUUUUUGCUGAAGUUUGUAAACACUAUUUGGGUCACAGUGAAGGUAUUGUGGUCCAGCAAUCGACUCUUCUUUGAACUGUGUCCUGUAUCGCUUCAAUAUGCGCUAGCGACUCUUCACAGGCUAUAUGCCAUGAAAAGUGGAACAGCCCUAUGUUCUUGGACUUGGAUGGAGAUCCAGUGCAAGCAAUUUCAAAGCACCAACCACCUGUGUUUAUUUCCUCAAGCAAAUAGCAGCUGCGUUAAUCUAACCUCUGCUGGGAGAGCAAGAUUCCGUUCUAGGAACGAAUGCCUCCCCAUCUGACUUCCAUGGAACACAAGAGACCUGUGCUGGGUAUCAACAAUGGCAGAGAGGGUUUAUACAGUGCACAAAGCCUCAGCACCUGUUCGCAAUCUCCCAUCAGCAGUACCAGUAAGUCUAGCUCCUCUCGAAUUGGCUUCUCUGGGAAUCUUCGGAGCCAUGGAAGCCGCUCUGUAUCCCCAGCUCCUUCCCACAGCCGCUUGCGAAGCCCUCCACAGACACCGCAACACUCCAGUGGCUACCCAACCAGGAGGCACGAUGCCAAUCACCUCUGGACUGCUAUCUAUGACUAUGAUGCACAAGGAGAAGAUGAACUCACCCUCCGCCGGGGCCGCAUUGUUGAAGUGCUCUCAUACGACUCGAAGAUCUCAGGCGAUGAGGGUUGGUGGACGGGUAAAAUUGGAGACAAGGUGGGAAUUUUCCCAUCAAAUUUUGUAGAAGGAGAUAUCAAACCGGUGGAGAUAAGCUACAGUGAACUCCACCUGUGUGAAGUCAUAGGGGUUGGUGGAUUUGGAAAAGUUUUUCGUGCCUACUGGCUACAGCAAGAGGUGGCUGUCAAAGAAGCACGACAAGAACCUGAUGAAGAUGUCAACGACACUUUGGAGAAGAUGCGGCAAGAAGCUAAUUUGUCCUGGUUAUUAGAUCAUGAGAAUAUUGUUAAUGUAAUAGGAGUGUGUUUGGAAAAACCUAAUCUAUGUUUGGUAAUGGAAUAUGCCCGAGGAGGGUCUCUUAAUAGAGUUUUAGCUGGAGCUAAAAUAGCCCCUGAUGUUUUGGUUGACUGGGCCAUUCAAAUCGCAAAGGGAAUGAAUUAUCUACACAAUGGGGCACCCAUCUCCAUAAUUCACCGAGAUUUAAAGUCUUCAAAUGUACUUUUAACAGAGCGCAUAACUGAAGCUGAUGACUUGCGCAACAAAACAUUAAAAAUAACAGAUUUUGGUUUAGCCCGUGAGGUUUACAAGACUGAGCAAAUGUCAGCUGUGGGAACUUAUGCCUGGAUGGCUCCAGAGGUAAUGCGUGACUCGUGUUUCAGCAGAUCCAGUGAUGUGUGGAGUUAUGGUGUUUUAUUGUGGGAACUUCUAACUGGUGAAACCCCUUACAAGGGUAUUGAUACAUUGGCUAUUGUUUAUGGUGUUGCUAUCAACAAACUUACUCUCCCAAUUCCCAAAACAUGCCCAAAGUCAUGGAGAGAUCUAAUGGAAGCUUGCUGGAAUGCAGAUCCACAUGAAAGGCCAUCUUUUGAAGCAAUCUUAGUAGCAUUGGAGACAAUAAAGCACUCAGAAUUUAUGCAAACUACUCAUGACAGUUUCCACACAAUGCAAGCUAAUUGGAAGGAAGAAAUCGAAGAAGUUCUUAGAGAUUUACGUCAAAAAGAAAUAGAGUUGCGUUGUCGAGAAGAAGAGUUGUCUAAAGUUCAGUUGCAACAGAAACAAGUAGAAGAAAAUUUAAGACAGAGAGAAAAAGAAUUAUUUGCCAGAGAAAUCCAAUUAAUUGAACGAGAGCUUCACUUGACAAUGCAGCAGCAACAAAGCCAGCCUGCCUCUACUCCUCAACCCACUAAACGUAAAGGGAAAAAGGCCUAUCUCAAACUUCUGAAGAAAGAGCCGGGUCAAAACAUUAGUGCUCCUUCUGGUUUUCGGCAUACAAUUACUGUGAAGCAUGAAGAUCGCCUGGGCAACCCUAACAGCCCACCUGGAUCACCAAGCAUAGGUCCUCGUCUGCAUGUUAUUGCCAAUCCCUUAGUGUCUGGUGAAGGCAUCAAAGGCAAGACCUGGGGCCCAAGCACUUGCCAUCAGCGAGAACGUGGGCAAAUCAUCGCACGCGUGUCCGACACAACUAGCCACAAGCUAUGGAGCAAGAGUGCACCCAACUUGGAGAAGCACCCUGCUGGCCGCUCAGCUUCCACAGGCCUGUCACCCUAUGGGGUUCUCCAAGAAAUAGAUUAUGGAAAUGCUGUGCUUCCAUCUGAAGUGGAUUGGGCUGGAGAAUCAGCUGCUGUCAGCCCUAAGCAUUCUCAAAUACUAUCUCCACUGCAAAUACCAAUGCCCACGCUUUAUAAUGGCACCAAUUCUGACCCUACGCGGCCUCGUCCAAAGCCAUCUAUCAUUGAAAUGGUUUUAUAUAACAUGGCUGCCAUGCUUGCAAGUUUUGCUGCUGGCUAUGACGUGAGACUGUCAAAUGUCACUCCCUUUCAUCCUUGUUUACAUCCAGAGAGGGGUGAAGAUGUGUCUUCAGAACACAAAUGGUGGCACAGUGGUCCUGACAGCGGAUUUCUUCGGAAUAAAUACAUGGCUCCUGAACAUGAAUUUGGUGCAGCCUCAGGAUUCCAACACAACACAUAUCAUGGACCUGUAUGGCACUAUCGUCCGCUUCUCAACGACCUCGUAGCUCAGAAGCCGAUUGAGUUGGGCUAUGGUACUCCGGUUAAUGAAGAGGAUAUGAGACCUCUACAUUCCCAGCUCUCUGCUCUGAAACUUUCUCAUUCAGGAUCGCAAGGAAGUUCUCUAACAAGCUCCCGCACUGUUUCAUGUGCAAGUUCCAGAGCAGGAUCUCCUCGCAGAAAGAACAGUGUUAAUGUGGAACCUUCAGAAGCCUUGCCUCAUUCUGCAUUGAAUUCUCCAUAUUUGAAAAACCGUGUAUUGAGCAAUGCUGGUAAACCAAGCUAUGUUGUGGUUCCAUUUAGUUCUGGCUGUGAUGUAUUAGAACCAGAACUUCCUCCACUAAAUUUUUUGCAACGGCAACCAGUUAGUGACUUUCGAGGUUCUCCUUUGAGUUAUAGAUCAAGACAUGAGUUUGAUGGGCAGCCACUGCCAGCCUGUAGUGUACCAGGUGGUGACUUUAUUCAUGCUCGCCAGCCAUCAUUGGAUAACUCUCGUAGUAAUAUUGGGAGCUCUUUUAGUGCACUUCGUAAUAUUUCAUAUACGCCACCUUUACCAAGGACACCUUCAAGAAUAACAAGUGGUUACAUGCAUCGGCAGAAUUUAUCUUGUGGCUCAAAUAUAUCAAAUACCUCGAAUGCUAGUUUAAACCUGGGCAUGGAUGAUGAUUUGUAUAGACACCCAAUACAUUCCACUCCUACUUCUCAUUCUGACUGGUCCAGUGAAUACAUGCCAGCUCAGAAAUAUUAUCAACAGACCUCUAGAGACUUGCUGGAUCGAGACUCGUCACUUUUCCACCGCCCACCAACGACUGAUAGUUUGACUAGUGAAGAUAGUAGUUAUGUUUCAGCCAAGGAAGGUUCUUACUCUUCAUCAUCUGUAUCACGUGUUCGCUUUUCUCCUAUUUCUUCUUUGAUGGCCAGUAGCUCUGGUGUGUGGAGUGGUGGCACAGAAUCUGGCCUGUAUGACAUUUCAUCCUUCAGCAAUAUUCCCAAUAGCUCUGAGUCUCAACAUGGCAAUCUGUCAAGUGACAAAGAAUUAAUGAGCGAGCUGGCCUCAUCUUGUCUUCGAUCAAGCCUCAAGCGCUCAUCCUAUUCACCAAUGUCUGCUCGUUCAAGUUUUAAAGAAGGAUUAGUCGACCACAUUUCUGGCCUUGGAGCAAACGAAGCACUGGCUACUGAAGAAGUUAGUGGGUCUUUUCCUUCACGAGUUCGCUUUUCCCCUGUUUCAAGUUCGAGACUCGGAACUAUCAGUAGCCUUGCUGAAGACACUCCUGAUGCCAAAAUACAGCCAGCUCAGGAAAAAUGUCUGUCUGCUCAGGAAUUUCCUAGAUCAUUUUCUAGACUCAAUCAAGAGUCAUCAUUGCCUCGACAACCCAUGAGUGAAUCUGAAAGGAACUUUCUUUCCUGAUAACUAUUGCAUCUUUUGCUACUGAGGCUGUCUGCAGCACUCAUAUUUGGCCUUAUGUGGUUAGUUAUGACUGAGAGGUUGAAGGAUGCUGGUUAUUCACAAAAUUACUGAGUAGGGACCAAACAGCUGUUGACAUAACAGUGGAGAACUUCUGAGUAGAAUUUUUGUAGAGGCUCAGUUGAGCUUCCAGUCAUAAUAAAUAUGGGUCCUUACAAUUGGCAAACACUUUGAGGUUGUAUUUUGGUUGUAUUAUUUCUAUGACUAAUAGCAUCUCCCUUCUUUUUACAUUUAUGAAAAAUAAAGGCCAUUGUGAGAUUUGGAUCCUUCUAAUCUUGUAAUUAGCUUUUCUUUUUUCCAUUUGUGUGUGUGUGCUUUCACGCCUGCCUUGGCUAGAUAUAAUGAUGUUUUUUUAAACAUACUCAAUGCUUUAGUUUGACUCAUAAUGUGGGGAGGCUAGUGACUGUUCUGUAACAAACAGAAAUUUCAAUAUUCCCAGUGAUAUUGUUCUUGUCAUUUAGGAACCAAAUAGUUUAUAUUUAUAACAUGUUUUAAUCAAUGCUUUUAUUUCUUAUGUAUGAAACACUCUGGUCACCUUUUUUACCAUUCCAUUAUUGGGUACUGUUAUUAUUGCUUUGUACAUUUUAUUACUUUUCUACUGUUUAUUGCUCUUCUUUCUUUUUAGAUAUUCUAUUAUGUAAUUUUAUUGUCUUUUGAAACUCCUUGUAGUUUCAUAUUCCAGAGUUACCAUGAGAAAGCAAAUGGUUUUAAUUUGUUCUUCCUGAAACCAACUGUAAAAAUUAAUUGCGGUAUGGUGAGGUUUUGCUUCUGUUCUUAAUUUGUCAGAAAGAAAUAUUUUCUAUUUCAAUGCUCCUGUGUAUUGUGUUGUUUUAUAUGAAUAUAGUAUCUUCAGGAUCUUCCCAUAAUGUUCGUCAUCUUCAUUAGCAUUGAUAGGUUAUCAAAUGUGUUAACAAUUUCUCAGUGUGAUGGCUUGACUUAUUGGUAAAUUCCAUGUAAACAUAUUUCCCUACGACAUCAUUCCCUUUCCUCUUAUCCUCACGAGAAAAGGAUUUGAAAUCUGUCUUAAGUUUUAGUACAAUUACUUAAGCUAGGAUGUGAUAAAACAGCAUCAUUCUUUAGAGUGAAAGUGAUGUGUAGGCAUGAGAGACGUUUUAGGGACUAAACUGAAUUUUUUAACUUGUACACUUGUUGUAACUUGCUUUACUUACAUGUAUUCUAAAGCUGUUUUGAAUUUUAUAUAUGCCUGUGAAACAUGUGUAAGUUUCUGUGAUCAAUUGUAGUGCCAUUUUAUUAUUUUUAUAAGUAUGUGUCAUAAGAGCUUGAAAAUAGUAUGACCUAAGAACACUUGUACAUUAUGUACUAAUCAUAAAGCAAGCAUGGGUUGGGGAUAAUAAGUGCUGUUUGCUUCUUAGCAAUAAUGUGGAGCAGGUUUUAUUAUGAACUUUUAUGCUCCUCUGUGUUUGAAAUUUGAUAUGGUGGGAGCAAUGGCCAACACUGACAUUUGUUCAUAUUCAACAUGUGUCUUUUAAGAGCUUAAGCAUUGUGUGGUAGGGUUUGAGGUGUGUGCAACAUUAAAAAUGGUUGUGUGCAGUCAUUACAGUAAUUUCUACUUUUAGCAGUGGGUAUGUUGUUCUUUGUGUUCUCAAUUUUUUUAUUUUUUUUUGUUCCUUUUGAACCUAGAUCAGAUGAAGUUCAGCCAUGCAUUUCUGUUAGCAUAGAGUCCCUGCUCCUUGGAGAACAGAGGAGACUUGGAGGAAUGUUGCGAGUACCUUUGGCGGAACUACAUCCUGACAAAAAUGCAUGGCAAUACUCAUCACACAUCAACUCAUGUAGCAUUCUAUCUUUUCCCUUUUUUCCCCCAUUUGUAUUAAGACUUCUUUUCACCUUCCAAAAACUGGCAUGAGAUACCAUUGCCAAUGUGGGAGAAUUGCACAUUCCAUGUUAACUUGUUUGCUCAACAUGAUUCAUGUGUGGUCCAAUCUCAGUGUGAAGAUGCAUAAAAGAAAAAAACUGAUGACUCUUCUUUUAUAUUAUGGUUUGAUGAAGAUAAAAUAAUAUUGCAAAUCAAUACCUUGUAUUUGAAGACGUGAUUCAUGGGUACUUUGUAAUAAUGUUAGAAUUUAUUUAUUUGAUAGUUUUUCCCAAACCAACUUAAGUGAAAUCUUUAGUAAUAAAUCAUUUCAAAUGUGUAGGUUGACCCUGUAUCAACCUUAGUUCUAAGCUUAUGCUGCAACAAUAGCUUGGUGUGUCAAUUUUUUAGUGGUCAUACCAUUAAUUUUUUUCAUUUAAACUGCUUAACUGGAGUGUGUGUGGACUAUAGUGUAAUACAUAUAAUAGGAAUAAUAUCUGAGUCAGUAUUAAUCUUUAUUGUGUUCAGAAAUAAGAGGAGCAGCUUUGAGCAACAGAUGCACUUAUUUCCUUGGUCUUUUCCAUGUUGUUAAAUGUUGAGCACAGACAAUGUGUAGGUUUUUGCUUUUUGGUAACUUGCUUUAUGUGAUAAAGUCAAUCCAUUCCAUCGGUAGUAAAUUGAUUUUAGUCAAAGUUGCCAUCUCAGUCUGUGUAGGCUGUACCAUCCAAUAUGCAGGUGUUCUUAAUGGAAAUCAAUUUCUGUAUAACCCUGUAAAUUACAGAGCUGAAAAAAAAAUCCAAUUUAAAAAAAAAACAGAUUUGACUACAAUUAAAAUUCUUUGAAGAAUAAAAAGCC